Quercus robur (English oak) is the source of this 1321-nucleotide messenger RNA. RefSeq names its product probable protein phosphatase 2C 8. Gene Ontology annotation, molecular function: cation binding; protein serine/threonine phosphatase activity. The transcript has 3 exons. Bases 197 to 1120 code for a protein of 307 amino acids. Gene Ontology annotation, cellular component: cytosol; nucleus. The record is from RefSeq and is a predicted model, not a curated record. Gene Ontology annotation, biological process: protein dephosphorylation. Lineage: Eukaryota; Viridiplantae; Streptophyta; Magnoliopsida; Fagales; Fagaceae.
GAUAUCAUGCCACGUGUACACUCCGAAACAAUCACUUUCGUCCACGUCUUCCUUAAACCCCAAAAAAAAUCCAACCUCACCCGUUAAAAGACCGCCGUCUAACGACAACAGGUGGCGCGCAUCCAACGGCUCAGAUUUCCCUCAUUACCUUCCUCUUUAAAUUUGAAUCCACACCCAAGGCGGUCACAAUGUGAAAAUGGAUGGAUUUAUACACAAGAGAAGAAAGAGAGAAGCGAAGGCCAAAAACGGGGUCGUAAAGCUCAACUCGGAGUUGUUUUCGGGUUCGAUAUCGGUGAUCGGAAGGCAGAGAGUGAUGGAGGACGCGGUGAAGGUGGUGCACGAGUUUGUUUCCGUGGCGGGAAACCCGUACCAUUUUUUCGGAGUGUACGAUGGGCACGGUGGGGCCAGGGUGGCGAGCGCGUGUAAGGAGAGGAUGCACGCGCUGCUGGAGAAGGAGGUGGUGGUGGAGGGAGGGGGAGUGGUGGUGGAGUGGGAGAAGGUGAUGAGGUCGUGCUUUUGGAAGAUGGAUGAGGAGGUGAGGACUGGAGGUGGUUGCGGUAGUGGUGGGGCGAAGGUGGAGAUGGUGGGGUCCACGGCGGUGGUAGUGGUGGUUGGGAAGGAGGAGGUAGUGGUGGCUAAUUGUGGAGACUCGAGAGCUGUGCUGUGUCGCGGCGGUGUCGCCGUGCCACUGUCACGUGAUCAUAAGUUACUUCUUGUGCAGCCGGACAGAGCUGAUGAAAUGGAGAGAGUGGAAGCAGCAGGAGGAAGGAUCUUAAACUGGAAUGGCUCUCGUGUCCUUGGUGUACUUGCUACUUCAAGAUCUAUAGGAGAUCACUAUUUGAGGCCAUAUGUGAUAUCCGAACCAGAGGUCACUGUCACAGAGCGAACUGAGUUAGAUGACUUCCUUGUAAUAGCCAGUGAUGGUCUAUGGGAUGUUGUCUCAAACAAGUUUGCCUGCGAGGUCGUAAGAAGAUGUCUUGAUGGCCAAAUCAAGCGGAGGAUUUCAGAGGUGUCGAGUGAAACUACUGCUGGAGAUGCUGCAGCAAUUCUAGCAGAGCUGGCAAUGUCUCGGGGGAGCAAUGACAAUAUCAGUGUCAUAGUAGUGGAGUUGAAGAAGUGACAAUAUCAAUGUCAUAGUAGUGGAGUUGAAGAAGUAGAGCUACUGCAAUUCUUGUUAAUAUAGAUAUGAUAUCAUUGAUCUCUUUUUCUGGUAAACUUCAAUGUUGUACUGCUAGAGAGCCUAGAGUUGUUAAAUGAAUGUACAGGGCUGUUUGGGUAUACACGUGAGUAAAAAUAAAGAACUUUUGAAUUAAAUUAUAAA